Molecule: messenger RNA, 1185 nt
Organism: Gavia stellata (red-throated loon)
Lineage: Eukaryota; Metazoa; Chordata; Aves; Gaviiformes; Gaviidae
Product: gonadotropin-releasing hormone II receptor-like
Exons: 3
Coding region: 1-1185 (394 amino acids)
Biological process (GO): G protein-coupled receptor signaling pathway
Cellular component (GO): membrane
Molecular function (GO): peptide binding; gonadotropin-releasing hormone receptor activity
Source: RefSeq, a predicted model, not a curated record
AUGAACGGCACCGGGACGGCGGGGAACCGGAGCUGCGCCGGCGAGGAGCCCGUCCCGCUGCCCACCUUCUCCACCGCGGCCAAGGUGCGGGUGGCCGUCACGUGCCUCCUCUUCCUCUCCUCGGCUUGCUGCAACGGUGCCGUGCUCUGGGCGGCCGCCCGGGCGCCGCGGCGGCGUCUGCCCCGCGUCCGCGUCCUGAUGGCCAACCUGGCGGCGGCCGAUCUGCUGGUGACGGUGGUGGUGAUGCCGUUGGACGCCGCCUGGAACGUCACCGUGCAGUGGUACGGGGGGGACGCGGCGUGCCGGGCCCUCAUGUUCCUCAAGUUGGCCGCCAUGUACGCCUCGGCCUUCGUCACCGUCGUCAUCGCGUUGGACCGUCACGCCGCCAUCGUCAACCCCUUGGCGGUGGGCUGCGCCGAGAGGAGGAACAAGGCGAUGCUGUGCGCGGCGUGGGCGCUCAGCGCUGUGCUGGCUCUGCCCCAGGCAUUCGUCUUCCGCACGGUGAGCCGGUCGCGGCCCCGCCGCUUCGUGCAGUGCGCGACGGUGGGCAGCUUCGGGGCGCACUGGCAGGAGACGCUCUACAACAUGUUCACCUUCGCCUGCCUCUUCCUCCUGCCCCUGCUCGUCAUGGUGCUCUGCUACGGCCGCAUCCUCGCCGCCAUCUCGGGCAGGACGAGGGACGCCCGCGCCUCCUCCCCGGAGAUCCAGCUCCGUCGCUCCUACAACAACAUCCCCCGGGCCAGGAUGCGGACGCUCAAGAUGUCCAUCGUCAUCGUCCUGACCUUCAUCGUCUGCUGGACGCCGUACUACCUCCUGGGCCUCUGGUACUGGUUCUCCCCCGAGAUGUUGACCCGGGAGAAGGUGCCGCCAUCUCUCAGCCACAUCCUCUUCCUCUUCGGCCUCUUCAACACGUGCCUGGAUCCGCUCGUCUACGGGCUCUUCACGGUGCACUUCCGCAGGGAGAUGUGGCGCGCUUGCCGCUGCAGCCGCCGCCGGCACGAGCAGGAGGUCGCCUCCGCCCUCACCGGUUCCUUCCGCGUCUCCACCACGGCCGUGCCGGCCAGGAGAGCCGGCAACGGCCUGGGGGGAUCCGGAAAGCACGAGCUGGAGGUGAUGGCGGGCACAGCUCCGCCGGGACGGAGGUGCGAGCUGUGCCGGAGGAGGACGGUGGAGAGCUUCAUGUGA